UCGUCAUGACCAGAACUAGGGGAGAAGAGAGAGAGCGCGUCGGUCAGGCACGCUGUACUCUGGUGUUGCUUUGGCUGACAGUGACCCCUGAUUUGUCCUCCGCUUGGAGCAGCAGUGAUCCCCUUAAGCAGCAGCGGUGGCCAGUUCCUUACAGGCGUUUUGAAUUCCGUCCUACACCAGAUCCUUAUUGUCAAGCUCAAUAUACUUUCUGCCCAGCUGGUUCUCCUAUUCCACUUAUGAGGGAUGAUGAUGUCAUAGAAGUUUUUCGAUUACAAGCACCAGUAUGGGAAUUUAAAUAUGGUGAUCUCCUAGGGCAUUUGAAUAUUAUGCAUGAUGCUAUUGGGUUCAGGAACACUUGGACAGGCAAGAACUACACCAUGGAAUGGUAUGAACUCUUCCAACUGGGAAACUGCACAUUUCCCCAUCUCCGACCUGAAAUGAAUGCACCAUUCUGGUGUAAUCAGGGAGCUGCCUGUUUUUCUGAAGGUAUUGAUGAUAAUCACUGGAAAGAAAAUGGGACUUUGGUUCUGAUAGCAACCAUAUCAGGAAAAAUAUUUAACCAAAUGGCAAAGUGGGUAAAACAGGAUAAUGAAACAGGUAUUUAUUAUGAAACAUGGAAUGUUCAAGCCAGUCCAGAAAAAGAGUCAACAGUAUGGUUUGAAUCUUAUGACUGUUCCAAAUUUGUCUUAAGAACAUAUAUAAAGUUGGCUGAAUUUGGGGUCGAGUUUAAGAAGAUAGAAACCAACUAUACCAGAAUAUUUCUGUACAGCGGAGAACCUAUGUAUGUGGGAAAUGAAACUUCAAUUUUUGGACCUACAGGAAAUAAGACUCUUGCUACUGCUAUAAGGAGAUUUUAUUACCCAUUUAAACCUCAUUUGUCAACUAAAGAAUUUUUAUUAAGUCUCUGGAAAAUAUUUGAUGUAGUGGUUAUCCACAGGCAAUUUUAUUUAUUUUAUAAUUUUGAAUAUUGGUUUUUACCAAUGAAGCCUCCCUUUAUAAAAGUAACAUAUGAAGAAAUUCCUUUACCAAGCAAAACACUGGUUUCUAGAACAUUGGGACUUUGAGAGGGACAUGUCAGUAUUGCCUUUUUGGGUAUUCAGGGAGUGAGUGAUUUGAUCCUAUUAUGGAUCAUCCAGGAACCCUAUGCCUAUUCUCCUUUCAUAGGUGGCGAAAUUCAAAUCAACAAAUCACUUUAUCUGUUAACAUCUCUUGGGAUUUGGGUGGGGAGAAGUAAAUAUAGUAUUGAAUUGGCAAAAGUUAGCCUCUUGGAUUAUCUGGAUUUCAAGAGUACAUUAACAUGGAAGAAGAAUCACAGUCUGUGGGGUUAAUAUUAUACAGACUGUUAUAGUGCCUUGUACAUAGGUGCUUAAUAAAUGUUGGAAUUGAAUUAUAUAAUUGCAGGGGAAAGGUUUUAUGUUUUCUGUAUAACACUUAAAACUUUUAAAUAGUCUUCUAUGUUAUAAUCAUUUUAGAGUGCUUUGGAUCCAGAUAUGGCACUGAAUGAGUUCUGCUUAUUGGAGUUUUUAAGACUUCUUUUUAAACAUAGCAAGUAUAAAAAUUUUUCCUUUUGGUGACAAAGUGCUUAUUCCAGUCUCACCCCAGACUUUGAGCUUCAGAAUUUCCUGAAGUUUGCAAUAUCAGGUUUGAAUUGAUUACAUAAUGUUUCAUUGGUUUGUCAGAAAAUAUCUGAAUUCCUAUGGGCAGAAUUAAUCCUUAAUAUUUUACUAGUUUUACUUUCCACUUCAAUAAUUAGCAAUGAUAUGUAGGAUCAAGUAAUAAUGUUAUAGUUUACUAAAGCAUUGUAUUCCUCAAUUAUACAUGCAGGCAGUCUUCUCUUGAUGUCUUUUCAUGACACCAGUUCACUAGUGCCACAAAAUUACAAUUCUCAAUCCAUUAUCUUGCUCAUGGUCAGUUUUAGCCAUAGCCAGUUUUUGAAAAAGCAUCCUUGUUAAAAGGAUGGAAGUAUUAGAAAGGCAUCCCAGUAGGGAGCAAGUAUAAAAGCUUAUACACAUUUUUGUUUUUUACCAAAUAACAUAUGUGAAGAUAACAAUCCAUUCCAGGAACAAGAUGAAAUAAAAAUCAGGGACAACUAGUUGGAGUAAAGGCUGUAUUAUAAGUUAACAUUUUUAAACCUCGUUGAAAAAUUAGAACAUCUUUUAGAUGUAACUGAUGUUGCCAAAAUAAAGGUUAUAUGUAUCAUGUCAUA
Gracilinanus agilis (Agile Gracile Mouse Opossum) is the source of this 2206-nucleotide messenger RNA. RefSeq names its product CLN5 intracellular trafficking protein (gene CLN5). Gene Ontology annotation, biological process: lysosome organization. Gene Ontology annotation, molecular function: hydrolase activity, acting on glycosyl bonds. The record is from RefSeq and is a predicted model, not a curated record. Lineage: Eukaryota; Metazoa; Chordata; Mammalia; Didelphimorphia; Didelphidae. Gene Ontology annotation, cellular component: lysosomal membrane; lysosome. The coding region runs from base 6 to 1064 and encodes 352 amino acids. The transcript has 4 exons.